Molecule: messenger RNA, 2292 nt
Organism: Hypanus sabinus (Atlantic stingray)
Lineage: Eukaryota; Metazoa; Chordata; Chondrichthyes; Myliobatiformes; Dasyatidae
Gene: suz12b
Product: SUZ12 polycomb repressive complex 2 subunit b
Exons: 16
Coding region: 188-2239 (683 amino acids)
Cellular component (GO): nucleus; ESC/E(Z) complex
Molecular function (GO): chromatin DNA binding
Source: RefSeq, a predicted model, not a curated record
AGGGCGGGAUCUCCGGGCAGGGAGGCCGCCGAGGUGAGGUUGAGCCCGGCGGUGCUUUCUACUGGGAGUUCGGGGGAAGCGAAGGAUUUUUUCUCCCUCCCUGCCUGCCGCUGCCCCUCCUCCCGUUAGCCGGCCGCCUUUCGGAGGCAACCUCCCGCGCCCUAUUCCCCGAGCCGCCUCUUCGACCAUGGCUCCUCACAAACACGUCGGGGGUAAGAACGCCGUGAAGAAGCCCAAGAUCGACCAGAUCCAGGCCGACCACGAGCUUUUCCUGCAGGCCUUCGAGAAGCCAACUCAAAUUUAUAGAUUUCUCCGAACCAGGAACCUCAUAGCGCCCAUCUUUUUGCACAGAACUCUCACUUACAUGUCACAUCGAUUAUCAAGAACUAACGCCAAAAGGAAGACCUUUAAAGUGAAUGAUAUGCUGGCCAAAGUAGAGAAGAUGAGGGGAGAGCAGGAAUCUCCUAGUUUAACAGCUCAUUUGCAACUUACGUUUACUGGUUUCUUCUAUAAAAAUGAAAAGCCAUCUCAAAACUCAGAGAACGAACAAAAUUCAGUAUCCCUGGAGGUGCUACUUGUUAAAGUCUGUCACAAAAAACGUAAGGAUGUUAGUUGUCCAAUCAAGCAAGUGCCUACAGGUAAAAAGCAGGUGCCUUUGAACCCAGACAACAGCCAGUCCAAACCAGGAAAUUGCCCUUCCCUCGCAGUUCCCAGCAACGAGUUUGAACCUAGCAACAGCCAUAUGGUUAAAUCCUAUUCGCUGCUCUUCAGAGUGACACGUCCAGGCAGGAGGGAGGUCAAUGGAUUGACUAAUGGAGAGAUUAAUGAAAAUAUUGAAGUAACGGAUGAGUUGCCAAGUCGGCGGAAACGGAACUCGUCUCACAAAGAUGAUGGGGAGAAGACCUUUGUAGCUCAGAUGACGGUUUUUGAUAAGAACAGACGCUUGCAGCUGCUGGAUGGAGAGUAUGAAGUAGCCAUGCAGGAAAUGGAUGAAUGCCCUGUUAGCAAAAAGAGAGCCACUUGGGAAACCAUUCUUGAUGGAAAGCGGUUGCCUCCUUUCGAAACCUUUUCUCAGGGUCCUACACUCCAGUUCACUCUUCGAUGGACAGGAGAUGCUGCAGACAGGUCCACUGCUCCAGUUGCUAAACCUCUUGCAACUCGCAAUACAGACACCACAGCUGCAGAGACUAAGCUCAACUCAGUGAAACCAGCUCAGACCCUCUCUGUAAAAGACUCUUUGACAACUGAACUUCAAACUAAAAAGGAACAAGUUUCAAUGGAACCGAGGCAGAAAUUAAGGAUAUUUUAUCAGUUUCUUUACAAUAACAAUACCCGUCAGCAGACUGAAGCCAGAGAUGACUUGCACUGUCCCUGGUGUACGCUGAACUGUCGUAAACUUUACAGCUUGCUAAAACACCUCAAACUCUGCCAUAGCAGAUUUAUCUUCAAUUAUGUGCCUCAUCCCAAAGGUGCUAGGAUAGAUGUAUCCAUCAACGAGUGUUAUGACGGCUCUUAUGCAGGGAAUCCUCAGGAUAUUCAUUCCCAGCCUGGCUUUGCCUUUAGCCGUAAUGGCCCAGUGAAAAGGACGCCAGUGACCCACAUCUUGGUUUGCAGACCAAAGCGUACCAAGCCCAGUCUCUCUGAGUUCUUGGAGUCUGAAGACGGAGAAGUGGAGCAGCAGCGGACGUACAUCAGUGGUCACAACCGCCUUUACUUCCACAGUGACACUUGUCUGCCACUCAGGCCGCAGGAGAUGGACGUGGACAGUGAGGACGAGAAGGAUCCUGAGUGGUUGCGGGAGAAAACAAUUACUCAAAUUGAUGAGUUCACAGAUGUUAAUGAAGGAGAGAAAGAAGUAAUGAAACUAUGGAACCUACACGUUAUGAAACAUGGGUUCAUUGCUGACAACCAGAUGCAUCAGUCUUGCCUGCUCUUUGUAGAGACUUGUGGACCAAGAAUAGUGGAGAAAAGCCUGUGUCGGAACUUUCUGCUCCACCUGGUUAGCAUGCAUGACUUCAACCUGAUCAAUUUAACCACCAUAGAUAAAGUGAUGGCCAGGCUUGGCGAGCUGCAACAGAAGCUGCAGAGAGAUCACUCUGCCUUGAAACUGAGACAGGAGCCCACGGGUGAAAGCCAGCCGAACACUGAAGACAGUGCUACUGCUGUGAGAGACAAAACAUCAAGCACUGACAUUCUCACCUCAGGUGUCGCCAAACAGAGCAAAAGGCACAAACUCUGAAGUCAGGCACCCAAUCUUCUCCCCUGACUCCUGAACCCUCCCUCCCCACCCCC